Amphibalanus amphitrite is the source of this 1014-nucleotide messenger RNA. RefSeq lists its product as uncharacterized. The transcript has 6 exons. The record is from RefSeq and is a predicted model, not a curated record. The coding region runs from base 177 to 998 and encodes 273 amino acids. NCBI's taxonomy places the organism in Eukaryota, Metazoa, Arthropoda, Thecostraca, Balanomorpha, Balanidae.
GCCGCGGCGGGCGGCGGUGCAGCGCUGCAGCAGCGCUGCCGAGCGGGGUCGCUGACCGGGGCGGGGCGCAGCGGCGGCCGGAGAGGGCCGCGGACGGCCCGCAGCAGACGCCGGCAGAGCAGACCGAGACGGCGGCCGACCACCGACCGCAGCAGCGCUCACACAGAAAAAAGAAAAUGGAGGGAAGGUUACGCCUCAAAGCGAGCAAAGGCCGCCUCGUAUUGAUGUUUUUAAUCGCCUCGGCAGUCAUUUUGUGCUUCGCCGUAAUCCUGCCAGGCGACCCUCUGUCGCGGCCGGUGCCGCGCACCUACGGCGACCUGCUGCGCGGGCCGCUGGUGCUGGGUCAGGACGACCCGGUGCUGAUCGCGGCCGUGCGGGACGUACUCGACGGGCCCUCCUCGGAGCCGUACCAGCUCCGCUUCCCCGAGCAGAGGGACAGCUCGCAGAGCGGCCAGCAGGCCCACCUGCUGGACAUCAUCGGCAGCAGGAAUUGGACCGGGGUGCUUGUGGAAGCGGAGGACACCAACUAUCAGCGCCUGCUGGCCAAGCACAGGAGGGCCCGCCUCCUGAACGCCUGCCUCGCACCGACGCCAUACCCGCAGCAGCUGGCGUUUGAACAUAUCCCGGGUACAUUAAUAUCAUAUGUGUUCCCCGGGUUUACCAGAGAAGACUUGGAUGACAAAAUGCGUCUGAAGCAGUGUUACCCGCUCUACUCGAUUUUGGCGGCUGCGGGACUGACUUCGUUGGACUUUCUCAGUCUGGAUAUCGAGGGCAUUGAUCACCUCGUUCUCAAGAGCUUGCCAUGGAAAAAGGUCGAUAUAAAGAUGGUGAUGGUCGAGUACGUUACUCCGGGGACCGUCUUCCCCAACGGGUCGUUCAAUCCAGAGUUCGAGAAGCCCAUCAAGGACAUUAUGUUCGCCAAUGAUUAUGUGCUGGCAAAACAAUUACCUACCGAUAUGAUAUUUGUGAAGAAUGGAAGUGUGUUUGAUAAAUCAUAAUACAUAGUAAUUUGUA